This is a messenger RNA of Rhipicephalus sanguineus (brown dog tick), 3923 nucleotides long. RefSeq names its product guanidinobutyrase. The transcript has 7 exons. Gene Ontology annotation, molecular function: metal ion binding; agmatinase activity. NCBI's taxonomy places the organism in Eukaryota, Metazoa, Arthropoda, Arachnida, Ixodida, Ixodidae. The coding region runs from base 19 to 1311 and encodes 430 amino acids. The record is from RefSeq and is a predicted model, not a curated record.
ACGCGUUAUCGGACAACCAUGACCUCUGUGGUCUCGUGUGUACACAGCACCGCACAAACGACCGCGUCGCAACAUUCCUCGCUGCCGCCCAAAAGCGGGCAUUCGUCCAGCUGUGGAUUGGACGCCGUCGCUUGGCGGCGUGCGACGCAACGAGGGCGAGGAGCGGCAUUGGCGGCACCACGCCACACGCUGUUUGUGUUGCCGUUCGCGCGCUCGCAGCAGGUUGGCACGAACGAGCGUCGGUCUGGCGAAGGCUUGACGAUGCAGCAGCAACAGCCGGCGAAGUGCGCGCUGCGGGCCCUCCUGCUCGUUAGGCGACUGGCCGGACACCUGCGAGAUGCGCCAGGCCGACGGCACGAGUCCAAGCUUAACCAGCCACUGUCGGGCAACGACUGCCCGCGACCCGGCGGCAUAGCCACAUUCAUGCGCCUUCCGUACGCUGCCUCGGCGCACGGUCUGGACGUGGCCGUCUACGGAGUCCCCUUUGACUGCGGCACAUCGAACCGCAGCGGGGCCCGCUUCGGACCCCGCCAAGUGCGCUGCGAGUCGUCUCUGCUCAGGCCGCACAACAUGGCCACCCGCGCUGCGCCCUACGACUCCCUCCAGGUGGCCGACGUCGGGGACGUGCCGGUCACCAUGUACGACACGCAGCGGGCUAUGGGCGACAUCGAGCGCUUCGUGCGAGGUCUGCUGAGCCACGGCUGCGUGCCCGUGGGCAUCGGGGGCGACCACACCACCACCUAUCCUGUGCUGAGGGCGAUCAAGGAGAAGCACGGCCCCGUGGGGCUGCUGCACCUGGAUGCUCAUGCGGACGUGAACCCGACCAUGAUGCACUGCGAGGUGGCACACGGCACACCCUUCUACCGGGCCGUCCAGGAGGGUCUGCUGGACACACGCCGCGUCGUCCAGAUUGGCCUGCGCGGCUCCGUAUACGGACCCAACGAGGAGCGAUGGAGCCUACAGCACGGCUUCCACAUCAUCCAGGCGCAGGAAUGCUGGUUCAAAUCUAUGGUGCCCAUCAUGGAGACCAAGGUGCUGCCCGUGCUGGGCGCCGGCCCCGUCUAUAUAUCUUUCGACAUCGAUUGUCUGGACCCCGCAUUCGCCCCGGGCACUGGCACUCCAGAAAUCGGUGGUUUGACAAGCGCGCAGGCGCUUGAAGUCAUACGCAGCUGCAAGGGACUCAACAUCGUUGGUGCUGACUUGGUCGAGGUGUCACCACCGUACGACACAAGCGGUAACACUGCACUGACAGCCGCUAACCUGAUCUUCGAGAUGAUCUGCGUCUUACCAGGAGUGAAAAACUUGGAUUAGGAGCAACAAGAAAAAAAAAAAGCCAGUGCACAGAGUAUAGUGCAUUGUCUUGUGUGUGUGUGCGUGUGCGCGUGGGUGUGAUGAAUGCCAUGAUAAGUGCAGGGGUGCAACAGCUGUGCCAAUUGCGCCAAUUUGAUACAAUUCCUUAUUUUUGCGCCAAUCUGAACCAAGACAGUGAAAUUUGUUGAAAUUGCGCCACGCUGCGCCAAAAUGCCCGACCAGCUUCAAAAUUUUCUCAGUUGCGCAAAUUUUAGCGAGAAAUAGAGGCCGCGUUGGUCAUCUGCAGUGUCGGCAUCAUCCAAUACAGACGCGCAGACCCUAACCUCCCCCCCCCCCCCCGCGAAAGAAAAGAAAAAAGUCACAGUUUCACCGCAAGGAUGAAGCAAUGAAUGCGAUAGCAACAAGUUGUAAUGUUAUACGAAGUGGGACUGGCAGCUAACUCUUUUGUAUCCGAUCUCGCGUAACUACAGAAGGCUGGUGUAAGAGAAUACGGCCGCUCCAGGGAGAGAUGCUCUUUCCGCAUAGUCACUUCGCGUUGAGAGCGCAGCACGUAGAGGGGGUAUACGAGUCGCCAGCUGAUGGCUCCUGAGAUAGCGCGCGCGCCAGCGAUCGCGACCGCGCCCUUAGUAUCGAAGUUCAAAGUUGCUGCUCGAGCGACCCCCCCCCUCGCGUCUUUUCAUGCUCGUUCAAGACGGGCGGGGCGUUUCCUGUCUGCUUCGACGGCAGGCCACUCGAGCGGGGUAAUGUCGCAUGCGCCUUCCGAGCGCUCUCUGCUUCGGCCGCGUUCGUCGCCCCCGCUCGAGCGCUUUUACCCGCUGUAGAACAUACGGUGCGCGGGGGGAUCUUAUCAAUGUGGACUUUGCACGAGAAAUGACGGCGACGGCAAAAACCCGCCGACUGUCCAUAUAAUUGCUAUCACAAUAAUACGGCCGCUCCAGGGAAAGAUGCUCUUUCUGCACAGUGUCUUCGCAUUGAGAGCGCAGCACGUAGCAGAAUAUACGAGCCGUCCGCUGAUGGCUGCCGAGAUAGCGCGCGCGCCAGCGAUCGCGACCGCGCCCUUAGAAUCAAAGUUCAAAGUUGCUGCUCGAGCGACAGCCCCCCCUCCCCCUCGCGUCUUUUCAUGCUCGAUCAAGACAGGUGGGGCGUUUCCUCUCUGCUUCGAUCGCAGGUCUCCCGAGCGGAGUGGUAUUAUGCGCCCUCCGAGCGACGGAGAUGGGCCGGCUUGAUCUCUGCUUCAGCCGCGUUCGUCGCCCGCACUCGCGCGCUUUUACCCGCUGUAGAACAUACUAUGCGCGGGAGGAUGUUAUCAAUUUGGACUUUAUGCGGGGCAUGACGGCAAAAACCAGUCGAGAGUGACCAUAUAAUUGUUAUCACAAUAAAAAAGCACAAUGGUUCUCAAAUUUCUUGAUGCUUGCUCUAUUGCGUGCAGAACGCUUUUUAAGCCACUUUUGCCGCAGUACACUGAUAUCCUGCGGAAAAGUGCACCGAGAUUUAGAAGGGGCUAUUAGGUACUAGCUGUCAGGGACACAGCACAUUUUCUUCCUUAAUUACUCAUUCAUGCACACGCCGUGCAAUUACUAGUACUAUUAUGAUCGUUGACGUCUAAAAAAUUAUAGGCAAUCAUUUGGAGCUGCUGUGUAUGGCAUUUGUGCAGCCUUGAGAAACAAUAGACAAAAGCGUACGCCAGUUUUUUUUUUUCGCCACCCCCACUUGCUCCUGCUUUACAAAUCUCCCGAAUUUCGAGGUUGCCAGGUUCGCAGGUCCACAUUAGCAUUUGCAGUGCCUGUCGAAUUAUUUGACAGGCCCUGCAAGUGCUAAUGUGGACCUAGUCAUUUUUCGCACUGUGGGGGGGGGGGGGGGCUCAAACACACUGCUUUUAUUGAAAUAGCAGUGUUCAUGUGCACGAGUUAGCUGAUGUUGAAUGGUUUGUACGUAUUUUUGUUUUCUUUUCUAAACGUAAGCUUUCUUUGUUAUACUGCUCUAAAUUUGGGAUUUCGUGCUAAAAAAUUCGGGGUUUUUUUCCGUAACCUGCUCCAAAUUUGGAUUUUUGUGCUCCAAAAGCAACAUUUUGCUGCUCCAAAAAUUGCUCCAGAUCCUAUUUCGGCUGUUGCACCCCUUUAAGUGAUACGAUGUAUAUUCCAGAUGCUAUUGUUAACAAAUUUCGUGCACUAUAACGGCCGCAUAUUUUGCAUUUUCUCGUGUGUAUACGCGAUCCUGCUCUAGGAUAUCUAUGCAAAUAAAAAAACCUUGUGGCACUGUUAACCAGAAAUUUUAAAAAUAUAGAAUACGUAUGUGCUGAAGACUUGCUGGGCGACCUGCACUGAAAAAAAAAAAUAAAAAAUCACCGUCAUUGCACCCUGUGGAGAACGUUGACCAGCGAACCACAAAGGGGCCCUGCAGCAUAUUUUGAGCAUGGUCAGAAAACGCUGCAGAUCGAUAGUCGAGGCUCCUCGGAACAUGCGAGCUAGCCAUUAUAGCGCAGCUCGCGGCCCGGAAUUUACACCUAAUUUUCAAAGUCAGCUAUAAAUCGCUUGCCCUUCUCUUGACGAAUGACGCCAUAGUCCAAAAUUACCGCGUCAUAAACACGAAGUCCACGGCUGUUGGUUGAUUGA